UCUAGAAGCUCUAACUGUAGAGAGAAUUACUUUUGUGGAGGUGUUUUUUCACUCCGGGAAUUCACCCCCUUUCUAACAAUAUCUACUAAAUGUAAGAAACAAACAAGUACAAAGAUAAUGAUAUGGGCUUUUCCUUUGAAGAACUCAAAAUUUAAUUGUAUUUAGCCAUUCAUUAAGAAAAUAGAAGACAAAAUGGGACUGGUAUCCGGUUGAUUGCGGUUUGCAGGGUCCGCCAUGGAGUCAGAGCAGAUGCUGGAGGGACAGACGCAGGUUGCAGAAAACCCUCACUCCGAGUACGGUCUUACGGACAACGUUGAGAGGAUAGUCGAAAAUGAGAAGAUUAAUGCAGAAAAAUCAUCAAAACAGAAGGUGGAUCUACAGUCUUUGCCAACCCGUGCCUACCUGGAUCAGACAGUCGUGCCUAUCUUAUUACAGGGUCUUGCUGUGCUUGCAAAGGAAAGACCACCAAAUCCCAUUGAGUUUCUAGCAUCUUAUCUUUUAAAAAACAAGGCACAGUUUGAAGACCGAAAUUGAUUACUUGGGAAGAAAAGAAACAUUUGGUUGCUACUGUAGAUUUACAUGAUUACGAGGCAGCUUUAAUUGCCAUGAUUCCCCUCCCCACUCUGGAACCUUCCGGACCACAGAACUCACUUCUGGAGUUGCAGAAGAGAGCAGCAUAUCCUCUGUCUGAUUUAAUCACCAUACUUAUUUAAUGAGUAUCAUCUGUGCAAUUUUUUUCUCAGAUGGUCUUUUACUUUGUUUUUAAAAAGACCUUCAAAAUAAACUGUUAAAACACCA
Molecule: messenger RNA, 798 nt
Organism: Myodes glareolus (Bank vole)
Lineage: Eukaryota; Metazoa; Chordata; Mammalia; Rodentia; Cricetidae
Source: RefSeq, a predicted model, not a curated record